Messenger RNA from Fundulus heteroclitus (mummichog), 4292 nucleotides. Its product is annotated as importin-4. Gene Ontology annotation, biological process: protein import into nucleus. Gene Ontology annotation, molecular function: small GTPase binding; nuclear import signal receptor activity. Gene Ontology annotation, cellular component: cytoplasm; nucleus. The record is from RefSeq and is a predicted model, not a curated record. The coding region runs from base 323 to 3610 and encodes 1095 amino acids. Lineage: Eukaryota; Metazoa; Chordata; Actinopteri; Cyprinodontiformes; Fundulidae. The transcript is spliced from 30 exons.
UGGAACUCCUGGCCGGCGUUCCGUGCCGCGUGCUGCUGGCGGUCCUAACGUUCCAGAGCGGACCCGAGCGAGCCGGAGCUUCAGCUGCUGUCACUUCUGCCCAACGGCUCCGCGCCUCCAGACAGCCGCGGCUCUUUGAAGCGUCCCCGCUUAGCAGACUAGCUAGAGAGCCCCCCGACCAACACAGACAGACUUGUUUACAUGUCCGCUGAAGGACGGCUGGCCGCUCCCUCCGUGUCUUAUUAUUUUUUUUUGCACCGACGUCCACUCGUUAACGGCCGCCGCUUAGAGCUCCGCGCGGAGGUUGAUCGCAACCAGCAGGAUGACCGAGGAGCUCGAGCAAAUCCUGCUGCGGCUGACCCAGCCUGACAACGCUGUUAUCCAGCAGGCCACAGCCCAGCUGCAACAGGCGUUCAAGGACCCGGCUAUCAUACCAGCCCUCUGUGCUGUGAUGAGUGGCUCCCAAAACCCCGAGAUUCGCCAGUCGGCUACAGUGAUGCUGAGGUUAAGGGUGAAGAAGCACUGGAACAAGAUCAACCCCAACGACAGAGAGAGCCUCAAAGCAGUGGUGCUGCAAGCCUUCACCAUGGAAACAGAGCACAAGGUGCAGCACUCUCUCUCCCAGCUGUGCGCGGUGAUGGUCAAACACGAAACACCGGACCGCUGGCCCGCUCUGCUGCAGCUCCUCAACCAGUCCACCAAGAGCACAAAUCCUCACGACCGACAGAUUGGCCUCCUGCUGCUGAACAAGGUCAUAGAGUCCAAUCCUGAGCCCUUCAAGCCUUACUACUGCCAGCUGCUGCAGCUGUUCAGCGCCGUGCUGCAGGACUACAACAACCCCACCGCGCUGUACUACUGCAUCCUCACGCUGACCGCCAUAACGGCCUACACCGGCACCGAAGAGAUGAAGCAAAUGCGCGCCAUCAUUCCGAGCCUGAUCGCUGCUCUAAAACACCUCAUCAAGGCAGAUCAGGUCCAAGCCAGUGAAGCCUUGGAGGUGUUAAUUGAGCUCAUGGAGAUCGAAGUGUCCAUCAUUGUGCCCCACAUUACAGACAUCGUCCGCUUCUGCCUGGAAGUGGGCAGUGACACAGCACUGAGUGACUCUCUACGAGUUAAAGCGCUCUCCUGCAUCACCUUCCUCAUCAAGCUGAAAAGUAACACGGUGCUGAAGCAGAAGCUGCUGGGUCCCAUCCUGCAGAGCAUCUUCCCCAUUCUGACGGCGGUGCCCUCACCUGGCGAGCAGGACCCCGAGGAUGAAGAGGAUGAUGGCGGGGACCCCACCGACAGCGAUAACCCCAAACACGGCGCCGCUCAGAUGAUCGACACCAUGGCGCUCCACAUGCCUCCAGAGAAACUGUUCCAUCACCUUCUCCCCCUCACCCAGGCCUGCCUCACCAGUGAGAACCCGUACCAAAAGAAGGGCGGCCUCAUGUGUCUUGCUGUGCUGGCUGAGGGAUGUGCAGACUACAUUCGCUCCAAGAUGCUGUCGUCGGUGCUGCAGACCGUCUGCCAGAGUCUGACGGACAGCGACAGGGUGGUGCGCAGCGCCGCCCUCUUUGCUCUGGGCCAAUUCUCAGAACAUCUACAGCCUGAAGUCAGCAAGUACUGCGCCGAGUUGAUGCCUUUGCUGCUGGGGUACCUGUCGUCUCUGAACGAGGCCAAAAUUGGCCACGUCACCAAAGCCUUUUAUGCUCUGGAGAACUUCAUGGAGAACCUGGGUUCAGAUAUUGAACCCUACCUUCCCACCUUGAUGGAGACCAUGCUGUCUGCCCUCAUCAACGCAGAGAGCCUGAAAAUAAAAGAGCUGGCCAUGUCUGCCAUUGGCGCUAUAGCUAAUGCAGCCAAGGAGAUGCUGGUUCCCUAUUUCCCUCCAGUGAUCGAAAGCCUGAAAGGUUUCCUCACCGCCACCACGGAGGAGAUGAGGCCUCUGCAAAAUCAGUCCCUCGACACUCUGGCUGUCCUGGCCCGCACCAUCGGCAAAGAUGUCUUCAGUCCCCUCGCUGCAGAAUGCAUUCAGCUCGGCCUCAACCUCACCGACGCCAUCGACGACCCUGACCUGAGACGCUGCACGUAUGGUCUGUAUUCGGCCGUGUCCACAGUCAGCCCCGAGAGCCUGACCCCCCACCUCGUUGCCAUCACAACCGUGAUGCAGCUCGCCCUGAAGUCCAGCGAAGGAGUCACGGCGCACCUCGAAGAGGACAAGACCUUCCUCCUGCUCGAUGAUGACGACGACGACGAUGACGAGAAGGACAACAACAAAAACAAAGCAGGAAAAACCGAAGAGGACUGUUUGGAGGACGAGCCGGAGACGGACAUCCACGACGUGGCAGGGUUCAGCGUGGAAAACGCCUACAUCGAUGAGAAGGAGGACGCCUGUGACGCCUUGGGAGAGAUCGCCUUAAACACAGGCGCCGCCUUCCAGCCUUUCCUGGAGUCCAGCUUCCAGCAGGUCUUCGAGAUGAGAGACUUUCCUCAUGAGGACGUCCGCCGGGCAGCGCUGGGCGCUCUGGGUCAGUUCUGUCAAGCUCAGCACAAAGUGUGGGCUGAGAAUCACUCAGAGACCAACCACCAGGCCCUGUUGAAGCUGCUGGACGUGGUUCUCCCAUGCUUCUUUGAGACGGUGCGGACGGACCGCGAGCGUCUGGUGGUGAUGGGCGUCCUGGAAGCCAUGAACGGCGUGAUCAAGUCCUGCAAGGGGGAGGUUUUCAAAAACCCCUCCCACCUCAAGGAGAUCAGCCACCUGAUCCGUGACGUGCUGAAAAAAAAGACCGCUUGCCAAGGCAGUGGCAACGAUGAAGCUGAUGAUGAAGACCAGCAGGCCGAGUACGACGCCAUGCUCCAGGAGUUUGCAGGAGAAGGGAUUCCUCUGGUGACCUCCAGUGUUCCUGCAGACAAGUUUGCUCCGUACCUUAAUGACCUGCUGCCUCUCAUCAUGAGCAAAGCUAAAUCGUCCUGCACGGUGGCUGAUCGCUCCUUCUCUGUGGGGACCAUCGGGGAAAUCCUCCACGCUCUGGUGACGGCGCCAGCAGGCCGGAGUGUGGCAGCGCGACUCUCCAACCGCCUCCUCCCCGUGCUCGUGGCCGGAGUGAAGGACGGCGACGCCGAGGUCCGCAACAACAGCGUGUUUGGGCUGGGAUGCCUGGCUCAGGCAGCCGGGCCGCUCAUCGUGUCAGACUACCCCAUGAUGCUGUCGGUGUUUUCAAACAUGCUGGGCAAGGAGUCCGACCUCAGGGUCAUCGACAACCUGUGCGCUGCCCUCUGCCGGAUGAUCAUGAGCAACGUGGACGCCGUCCCCCUGGAGCAGGUCGUGCCUGCUCUGGUGUCCCAUCUUCCCCUUAAAGAGGAUCAGGAGGAGAACCAGACGGUGUUGAGCUGCCUGACGUUGCUCUACAAGCACAGUCCUGCCCUGGUGGUGAAGGUGAUGAAGCCCGUCGUCGCUGCUUCCUGCCAUGUCGUCGGCCACAAGGACGUCAAUCAAGAAACCCAGAGCUGUGCGGUAGCUCUGAUGAAAGAAUUGGCCCAGAAGCACGGCGCAGAGUUCCAAGCAGCAGCCGCCUCCCUUCCUGCAGAGCAGCGAGCCAAAGUCGCCGUGGCCGUCAGCUCCUCAUAGCCCCAGCGCGCUCUGCCUCUAACACAGAGGUGGGACAGGGGACGUCUGUUUCCCCUCAAUGAUGCAUCUGGCACUUAGGCCCCACUAGCAAUUUCACAAGAUCUGCCUCUAAUUUAUUGUUCAAAUUUCACCACUGUUCUGUUUAACUCUGUUUUUCUGUUCUGGGUUUUGUUAUUCCUCUAAGAAUAUAAAGUUAUUUUCACUCAGACAUUAAAGUUUACAGGAUCCACUCAUCUGUGCGAAGUUUAGAUUAGCGAUUCAUUUCCAGAUCAGUUCACAUUCUUUCUGCUCUGAGCUCAUCUAAGUGCCUGUUUCCUUUAUCUUGUCAUGCAAAGUCCAAACUCUAUUUUUCCAUGACUAAAGGAAUAAAUCCACCUGACACAGCAGAGGUAACUUAAACACACCUGAUGUAAAUAAAGUUAUCUCUCACUAAGUCUUCCUGUGAAUACGUGCUGUAAACCCGUCUUUUGGUCGUAUGUGGUGCAGGAAGUGAAAAAAGGAAAAGCAAACAUUUGCACACAUGUAACAAAGAUUUUUACGAGCUUUCAUAUCUGCUUACGUUCAGCUGUUUCAACCCCUCCCCUUUGGAAAGUUAAGUAGCGUUUAAACUCUGAAGUACGUUUAAAAACUGGACAUCUACUACAUGCCAGCCCUGUUUAUUAAUAAAUCUGUUUCUCUUCUA